UUGGAUAACAAGAAAACAAUAUUAUUAUUUUGAUUAAUACAUAAAAUAAAUAAAAAAAACAUCAUUAUAUCCUGUUCUUCCCCAAAAUCUUAUAUAACACAACACAAAAAUGAGCUUAUUAUGGUUGGGCAGAUUCAGUGGUCUUGCUAAAGAAUCAAUAAAUCGAGCUGCCAUUUUCGCCAAAUUCCUUUGCUUACUCCACGUCACCAAUACUUACAUCUUUUCCCCAACCCUUGUAUAUGGACCAAGUAUGUUGCCAACCUUAAAUUUAACAGGGGAUGUUGUACUGUCGGAAUUUAUAUCACAUAGGAUAGGGAAAGUGGGACCGGGUGAUGUUGUGUUAGUACAAUCCCCUGAAAACCCAAGAAAAAUGAUAACUAAAAGAAUAUUGGCAAUGGAAGGCCAAAGCGUUUCCUUUUUGGUUAAUCCGAACCGCGGUGAUAGAUCCCAUACUCUUGUGGUACCAAAGGGACAUGUAUGGAUUCAAGGGGAUAACAUUUAUGCAUCUAAAGAUUCUCGAAAUUUUGGUCCGAUUCCUUAUGGACUUAUUCAGGGCAAAGUUUGUUGUAGGGUGUGGCCGAUAGACGGUUUUGGAUUCUUAUGAUAUUAAGAGUACUAAGAUAUUAAGCACAGAAUGGGAGUUCUUAAAGGUAUCACUUCUAUCCAUCAUGCUUCUUAGGAUAUGCAGCACAAUUCGAGAUAGAUUGUAGAGCGAAUAGAGUAUAAGAAUGGGAAUAAACAAAAUGUGAAGCUGUAUAUUUGAAUUUGAUUUUGUUAAUGAUGAUUAAUAGAUCUUUCAAUGUUCCUAACUGCAUAUAUAUACUCCGGAGUAUUUGAUAUUCAUUCUUAGUCAUAUAAUUGUGAAA
Erigeron canadensis is the source of this 866-nucleotide messenger RNA. RefSeq names its product mitochondrial inner membrane protease subunit 1. Lineage: Eukaryota; Viridiplantae; Streptophyta; Magnoliopsida; Asterales; Asteraceae. The record is from RefSeq and is a predicted model, not a curated record. The transcript is spliced from 4 exons. The coding region runs from base 110 to 604 and encodes 164 amino acids. Gene Ontology annotation, molecular function: serine-type endopeptidase activity. Gene Ontology annotation, cellular component: mitochondrial inner membrane peptidase complex; membrane.